Juglans regia (Persian walnut) is the source of this 438-nucleotide messenger RNA. RefSeq names its product secreted RxLR effector protein 161-like. The record is from RefSeq and is a predicted model, not a curated record. The transcript is spliced from 2 exons. The coding region runs from base 1 to 438 and encodes 145 amino acids. NCBI's taxonomy places the organism in Eukaryota, Viridiplantae, Streptophyta, Magnoliopsida, Fagales, Juglandaceae.
AUGAACUCGAAGACGAAGCCAGUAAGUUCUCCAAUGGCCCCAUAUUUCAAGCUCAGUGCAUUGCAGUCUCCUAAAAGUGAUGAAGAGCGGGACUAUAUGAAAAAUGUCCCGUAUGCAAGUAUUGUGGGAAACUUAAUGUAUGCCAUGAUUCUACGGUACAUUCUAGGGACCAUAGAUCUUGGUUUGAAGUUCGAGAAGAGUGAAGAUAGUCUAGUAACUGGAUAUGUUGACUCAGACUAUGCUGGUGAUCUUGACAAACGACGAUUGACAAUUGGAUAUGUGUUCGCUAUGGCUGGAGGACCAGUUAGUUGGCGAUCUAAUUUGCAAUCUACAAUUGCACUAUCCUCAACAGAGACUGAAUACAUGGCUGUGACAGAAGCUGUGAAAGAAGUCAUUUGGUUACAGAGACUGGUAACAGAUUUGGGCUUUAAACAGUAA